Triticum dicoccoides is the source of this 1315-nucleotide messenger RNA. RefSeq names its product glutaminyl-peptide cyclotransferase-like. Bases 1 to 1005 code for a protein of 334 amino acids. The transcript has 11 exons. Lineage: Eukaryota; Viridiplantae; Streptophyta; Magnoliopsida; Poales; Poaceae. The record is from RefSeq and is a predicted model, not a curated record. Gene Ontology annotation, molecular function: glutaminyl-peptide cyclotransferase activity; protein binding.
AUGACCGCCGGCUCCCGACGGAGGCCCGCGCCGCCCCGCCGCCGCGCCUCGCCCAUGGCGCCAUCCCCCCUCUCCGUGUCCUCCACCAACCCCUUCCCGCCGCCCUCGCGCCGCCUCCCCCGCACGGCCGUCGCGGCCGCGGGCGCCGCGCUCGCGACGCUCCUCCUCCUCGCCGCGGCCGCCGCCGUCUGGCGCCCGGCCUACCUCCCCGCCGCGCUCCUCCGCCGCCCGGCGCCCGCCGCCGCCAGGUUCUACUCCUUCGACCUGGUCCGCGAGUACCCGCACGACCCCGCGGCCUUCACCCAGGGCCUCCUGUACGGGGGGAACGACACCCUCUUCGAGUCCACCGGCCUUUAUCACCAGUCGUCGGUCCGAAAGGUUGAUCUUCAAACUGGGAAAGUUUUAGAGCAGCACCAAAUGGAUGGAUGGAUGUUUGGAGAAGGCCUAACACUUCUCGGCGACAGAUUGUUUCAAGUUACUUGGCGGAAGAAUGAUGGAUUCAUAUACGACCGGCAUAACUUCAGCAAACGUGAGAGUUUUACCCAUAAAAUGCUUGACGGGUGGGGGCUUGCCACCGAUGGAAAAAUUAUAUUUGGCAGUGAUGGCACCUCAAAGUUAUACCAGCUGGAUCCAGAAUCACUUGAAGUGACGAAGACAGUAACAGUGAAAUAUCAAGACAAUGCUGUUUCCUUUAUUAAUGAACUGGAGUAUAUAAAUGGUGAAGUAUGGGCAAAUGUCUGGCAGACAGAUUGCAUAGCUAGAAUUUCCUAUGAAGAUGGCCAAGUGGCGAGCUGGAUCUUUCUUCAUGAGCUGAGGCAGCAAUUGUGGAAUUCUGGCAACACGGCCAUUGAUGUUCUAAACGGUAUAGCUUGGGACGAAGAAAAGAACAGACUGUUUGUGACCGGGAAAUUGUGGCCGAAGCUCUACGAGAUCAAGCUGCGCCCGGUCGACGGGCCACCGGACGGGUCUGUGGAGAGGCUGUGCCCAAGGGCAAGCUUUUAUUGAUGACAAGUGUCGACGAGGAUGCCGAGGCAAGAUUCUUUCUUUUGCCUCGGCAAGGAUAUGUACAUGUAUUAUGCCUCCUGGUCGAUUCGAGGCGAUCGGCAGUUGGAAGAUAGAUUUUUUUGCUGUGACUUGGUAGUGGCGUGGCGGGAGCUAGCUGCUCCUCAGUUUCAUGUUGGAGCCCGUGUAGUUGUGUGUAUGAUCAUGUAUGUAUUUUCCCCUGAUGUAAAAGAUGGCUGUCUCUUGUAAAGAUGAUGAUUCUGCUGCGAAGAAAUCUAAUACGAAAACAACAAUUCAUUCAUGCCAGCCCAAA